AAGAAGAAGAAGAAGAAGAAGCGGAGGGCGUGGCAAAGGAUGCCGGAUCCCGGAUCGAGGGAUCGCGUCUCCAAGUAUUCGGUGAACGCCUGUCCUUCGGCGAUUCCGCUGGUUCCUGGUUCGAAGACACCCGGCGGCUCGCACGUCCCCACCGCCAUGUAUAUAAGUCAAAACCAGAUCGGAAGCAAGGUGCACAGGCCGAACAGUCCUUCGUCGAGUAAGGAGGUUCACAGGAAUACUACCGAUAGCACGAUGCAGUCUCUGAUUCCAUUCAUUCUGGCCCUAGGCCUAGCCUCAGGCACUCCACUGAACCUGGUCCCGUACGCGUACCUAUCAAGCCCGGUUCCGGUGUACCACCAGCAGUACCAGGACACGAGGACAGGCGCGCACGCGUACAGCUACGCAGGUGGUCCCUCGGCGAAAGAAGAGAUCAAAGACGCCGAUGGUGUCCGCGGUUCCUACAGCUACAUAGACGCGAACGGAAUCCUCCAAUCCGUCUUCUACGUCGCUGACGACAACGGUUUCCGCGUAGCUGCCACAAACUUACCAACGGACAACAACCUGAACGUUGAACCAGCCCACAUAAUCCUAGCUAGAAACACCGACAAGCAGCUAGACACCCCUAAACCUCAUCGCAGAAGACGUAGCGUAGAAGACUCAGCUGAGAAUAAAGACGAGAAAGCACCUUCGGCCAAGGCUCUGUACCAACCUGUGCUGCUAACCAGCGACAUCCCUCUGGCGACCUCUCACCAGAGCCAAGUUCAAGUGCACAGCAACGCUCGUUUGGAUCUGACAGAGUCGAAACCGGUCGACUUGCAACCGAUCCUGCCAGCGCAGACCUUAUUGGGAGGCCUUCCAGUCCUCGCUCGAGCUCCCACCUACCUCGAGAAUCGCAUAGAAUUGCACAAAGAGCUGGGAAUCGAGGGACCAAAACCUAAAGACGCGGUCAAGAUCGACCAGCAACCUCUCACCUUCCUUCAUGUCCCUCUCGAACCUCUUCCAGUUGCCUCCACGUUGAUACCCAAGGAACAUCUUCCUAUUCUACCUGUCCUAUCCAAGGAAAGUCUCCCUAUUCUACCUGUCCUCUCCCAGGAAGCUCUGCACAUUCUACCUGCCGGUAAAUUAGGCGUUGCUUCGACCACGACCACCAUCUCUAGCCACGGUAUCAGUCAGAUCCACGGACCAUCUGCUGUCACCAAGGAACCCAUCGCUCUUCCCAGCGUUGCUCUAGAGAAAAAUGCUGAAAUUGCGAAGGAUGUUGUUCCAUUGGUACCGCUUGUCAAGGAAGUUCCUCAGUUGGCUGCAGCUACGGUGACCACGUCGAUUUCCAGCCACGGAAUCAGUCAGAUUCAGGGAGAUUCGAAGGUGAAGAUCGAACCUACGUUGCUGUUGAAGACUGUACCAGUUGCUCAGGUACACUCGUUGGUCGACGUUCCUGUCUAUCUUCAUUGA
Habropoda laboriosa is the source of this 1452-nucleotide messenger RNA. RefSeq lists its product as uncharacterized. NCBI's taxonomy places the organism in Eukaryota, Metazoa, Arthropoda, Insecta, Hymenoptera, Apidae. Gene Ontology annotation, molecular function: structural constituent of chitin-based larval cuticle. Gene Ontology annotation, cellular component: chitin-based extracellular matrix. The record is from RefSeq and is a predicted model, not a curated record.